AUGGCACUAUUGAGAGGCAUAAAUCCAGAUUCUGCACUGGUUUAUUUGUUGGUCUAUGUGGAUGAUAUUCUUCUAAUGGGAAGUGAUCAGCCUCUAGUUACUCACUUACUCUCAAAAUUGUCUGCCACUUUCAAGAUUAGAGAUCUUGGUGAACCAAAUUUUUUUCUUGGCAUUGAAACUGUUAAAUGUGAUGAUGGAAUUCUAUUGUCUCAACCACGAUAUAUGAAUGAUAUUUUGAUACGUGCCGGCAUGGCAGAAUGCAAAUCUCUCUCUACUCCUAUAUCUGUUUCAAAAAUUGUUCCCUUUAGUGCACACUUAUAUGAUGAUCAUACGCAGUAUAGGAGCCUGGCUGGAGCACUACAAUAUCUCACUGUUACACGACCUGAUUUAUCCUUUGCAGUUAAUCAGCUUUGUCCACAUCACAUUGGGAGCAGCUGA
Molecule: messenger RNA, 438 nt
Organism: Ipomoea nil (Japanese morning glory)
Lineage: Eukaryota; Viridiplantae; Streptophyta; Magnoliopsida; Solanales; Convolvulaceae
Exons: 2
Coding region: 1-438 (145 amino acids)
Source: RefSeq, a predicted model, not a curated record